Messenger RNA from Beta vulgaris subsp. vulgaris (sugar beet), 849 nucleotides. RefSeq lists its product as uncharacterized. NCBI's taxonomy places the organism in Eukaryota, Viridiplantae, Streptophyta, Magnoliopsida, Caryophyllales, Amaranthaceae. The coding region runs from base 1 to 849 and encodes 282 amino acids. Gene Ontology annotation, molecular function: RNA-DNA hybrid ribonuclease activity; nucleic acid binding. The transcript has a single exon. The record is from RefSeq and is a predicted model, not a curated record.
AUGUGUAAUAGGCAAGAGGAGUCCUCGUAUCAUGCCAUCAAGGAUUGUGACCAUGCUCAGUGUGUCUGGGAGUGUGCUGCACCCCCAAUUGUGUGGAAAGACAAUGAUCAUGCAUGGGUAAGAGAGAAUGUAUUGUGCUAUAAAGAAAGUCAGAACAUUGAGUGGGCAACCUUAUUCCCCUUCAUUUGUUAUGAGAUUUGGAAAAACCGUAAUUUGUUCAUUUUCGAAAAACAAAAUGUGCCGCAACCGCUCUGUACUCUUAGAAAAGCUAUCUAUGCAGCUCGAGAUUUCCUUACAUCUUAUAAAAUUGUUAACUUGGAACCAACACAACCUGGAAACAUUAUCUUUAAUGAUCCUACUUGUUUCUACAUACAUGUUGACGCCUCUUUUCUUGCCAAGAGUUAUUUAACGGGUAUUGCAGGUGUGUUGCGUAAUCAUAAGGGAGAAUGGCUAGGGGGAUUUCAAAAAUCUAUAUAUGCUAAAGAUGUACUAAUGGCUGAGCUCUUAGCUAUCCUGGAGGGGUUACGGUUUGCGCAUAAGGAGUACCUCAACAAUAUCACCAUUAUCUCUGAUAAUAAGCAGGCAAUUACGUUGAUGAAUAUGGACUAUACUAGUCGAGAUUUUUAUUGUCAUGUUGUAAAUGAAUGCAGGGAGUGGCAAAAGAGGUUUCAAACUUCCCAGUUCGUAUUCGUGAGGCGGGAGCAUAAUGGGGUGGCAGAUGAAAUGGCUAAAGAUUGUAGGAAGAAUGCUUGUAUGAUUAAUGAAACUAGAGACAUUCCUAUCAUGCCUAGUUUUUGUGAAACACUUGUGGAACUUGAUUGUAUGAGGCUAUUUCAUAGCCAGGACUGA